Messenger RNA from Glycine soja, 693 nucleotides. RefSeq lists its product as uncharacterized. The record is from RefSeq and is a predicted model, not a curated record. NCBI's taxonomy places the organism in Eukaryota, Viridiplantae, Streptophyta, Magnoliopsida, Fabales, Fabaceae. The transcript has a single exon. Gene Ontology annotation, molecular function: aspartic-type endopeptidase activity. Bases 1 to 693 code for a protein of 230 amino acids. Gene Ontology annotation, biological process: proteolysis.
AUGACAACAUAUGCUAAAUUCAUGAAGGAUUUGCUUACAGAGAAGAGGAGAAUCAUGGAUGAGGAAAUAAUAGAGCUAAAGGCAGGGUGCAAUGCAAUCAUUCAGAAAUCCAUUCCAGAAAAAUCCAGAAAUCUCGGUAGUUUCAUAAUUCCUGUGACUAUUGGGAGAUUAUCAGUAGGUAGGGUACUUCUUGAUUUAGGUGCAAGUAUCAACCUAAUGCCCUUGUCCAUGAUCAAGCGGAUUGGAAAAGUUGAAAUCAGACCAACAAGGAUGGCUUUGCAGUUAGCUGGCAGAACUAUCAAACAUCCUUUUGGCAUUAUUGAAGAUGUAUUGGUAAAAGUUGACAAAUUUCUCUUUCCAUUCGACUUUGUGAUGAUGGAUAUGGAUGAAGACAAUGAAGUUCCAUUAAUUCUUGGUAGACCUUUCAUGAAGACUGCUAAAGUUAUAAUUGAUGUUGAUGAUGGAAAACUCAAUGUCAAAGUCCAAGACGAUGAAGUGCAAUUUAAUGUAUUCGAAGCCAUGAAACACCCAAAAGAUAAGGGGGAGUGUUUUAGAGUGGAUGUCUUGGAUGAGGCAAUUUCUGACUCUAGGAAGUUUAUUAAAAGAAAAGAUGGGUUAGAGAAAGCAUUGACUCAAGUAUUUGAGGAGAUGAGUGAAGUUGAAGGAAAUAAGAAUUCAGAAUGUCUCCAAUAG